This is a messenger RNA of Myxozyma melibiosi, 1826 nucleotides long. Its product is annotated as anaphase promoting complex subunit 8. The record is from RefSeq and is a predicted model, not a curated record. Gene Ontology annotation, molecular function: protein binding. Lineage: Eukaryota; Fungi; Ascomycota; Lipomycetes; Lipomycetales; Lipomycetaceae. Bases 78 to 1637 code for a protein of 519 amino acids. The transcript is spliced from 3 exons. Gene Ontology annotation, biological process: positive regulation of mitotic metaphase/anaphase transition; anaphase-promoting complex-dependent catabolic process; protein ubiquitination. Gene Ontology annotation, cellular component: anaphase-promoting complex.
CUGAUUUCGUUGUUUAUUGAUUGCACCUGAUCUCUUCACCAUCUCUUUCAAUAAGAUACAUAGAAGCAGUAAAUAAGAUGGGCACUCGGCCGGAUCCGUCGUUUUACAAGAAUCUUGCGCGUAAUCUCGAACAGGCAUAUCUUCUGCUCAGCGACCGAUGUCUCUACGAGUCCGCUAAAUGGACAGCAGAAGCGCUCAAUGGCCUCCCCGAGCUCGAAGACGACGCCGCAGACGACGCCAUGACCGAGCGCGAGCCAGACUCAGACUCGAUCCUGAUCGACGUGAAAUCGCUAGACGAGAUGACGCCCUCCGAGAGCAGGAGCUACCUGCUCGCAAAGGCCUGCUUCGACUGUCGCGAGUACGACCGCGCUGCGCAGAAGCUCGAGCGGGUGAGUACAUCAAGCGCAAAGUGUAUAUUUUUGCAUCUCUACGCGCGAUACAUCUCUGGCGAGAAAAAACGCGACGAACAAUCAGAGGCAAUCCUCGGUCCGCUCGACGGCGACGCGACGGUGAACAAGCAGCUCGUGCCGAUCAUCAACGAGCUCGAGAGCCAUUUCACGCGAUCCCCGGCGACAAAAGAUGACCCUUUCCUGCUGUAUCUGUACGGCAUCGUGCUCGUCAAGCACAAGUGCGAAAAGGCGGCGGUCGAACCGCUCGCCCGCUCGGUGAAGCUGUACCCGUAUAACUGGGGCGCGUGGCAGGAAUUAAGCCACUGCGUGUCCUCGAUCGACCAGCUCCCGUACGUGCUUGCGCGGCUACCCCCGACACACGUAAUGACGAAGCUCUUUGAAGUCGCGACCUCGCAAGAGCUCUUCCAAAGCACCGAGUCCGUCUUCAUCACGCUCGACCAGCUCGAGACUGUGUUUCCGAACUUUGUCUACCUCGAGAUCCAGCGCGCGAUGCUGUGCUACCACGCGCUCGAGUACGACGACUCCGCGCGGCUGUUUGACCACGUCGUCAAGCUGGACCCGCACAGACUGGACGACAUGGACAUGUACUCCAACGUGCUCUACGUGACCGAGCAACGCGCCAAGCUCGCGCACCUCGCGCAGCUCGCGUCCGCGACCGACAAGUUCCGGCCCGAGACGUGCUGCAUCAUUGCAAACUACUACUCGCUCAAAUCAGAGCACGAGAAAGCAGUCGUCUACUACCGCCGCGCGCUCACCCUCAACCGCAACUGUCUCGGCGCGUGGACGCUGAUGGGACACGAGUAUAUGGAACUCAAGAACGCGAGAGCCGCGAUCGAGAGUUAUCGUCGCGCUCUGAAAGUCAGCAGUAAAGACGCUCGCGCUUGGUAUGGUCUCGGACAGGCUUAUGAGGUUAUCGAGAUGUACUAUUAUUCAUUCUUCUACUACCAGCGCGCCGCCGCCUUAACACCCUACGACCAACGCAUGUGGAUCGCCCUCGCAAACUGCUUCGACAAACUCCAACGCCCGACCGAAGCCAUAAAAGCCUACACGCGCGCGCUCUCGCUCUCAGACUCGGAACCCUCGAUCUUGCAGAAAUUGAUCGAGCUCUAUCGCCAGAUCGGCGACAAGCGCAACGCAGAACGGUAUGCGGUCUUGCUCAAGAACUCGGAGGUUGGUGCUGGUGAGGGGGGAGUGGGUGCGAAGAGUGAGAUGGGGACGAGGGGGUAGUUGUUCUUCUCUAGUAUUUUUAUUUGUUUUUCCUUUUCGGGCUUUUUAUGUUAUGUCAUGCAUCGGCGUUUGGCUUCUCAUCUUAUCUCAUCUCAUGAUCACUUCUUCUACAUCACCUCACCUCACUUCAUAACUUGUUGGUGUUGAAUUACAUUAGAUAGGUCGUCAUUAAUCAUACUAUGCAAGAAU